This is a messenger RNA of Lodderomyces theae, 4026 nucleotides long. RefSeq names its product translation initiation factor 3 subunit. The transcript has a single exon. Gene Ontology annotation, cellular component: cytoplasm. The record is from RefSeq and is a predicted model, not a curated record. Gene Ontology annotation, biological process: intracellular distribution of mitochondria. Bases 1 to 4026 code for a protein of 1341 amino acids. NCBI's taxonomy places the organism in Eukaryota, Fungi, Ascomycota, Pichiomycetes, Serinales, Debaryomycetaceae. Gene Ontology annotation, molecular function: protein binding; mRNA binding.
AUGUCUGACGAGGAAAAGGCUCCAGAGCUUCAAGAAGCUCAAGUUCAACCUCCAAAAGAGCUUUUAUUGAAAUUGGAGUUACCUCUGGUUAUGAAAACUGACGACAGAGAGUUAUCAAUUCCAUCCCACUAUGAAGAAAACAUUGCCGAUUUAAGACAAUCGUUGGCACUUUUACCUCAAACUCGAAACUUGACCAAUUAUUCUAUCCUUGUGCAUGGUGUAGAUGUGGAAAGUCUUGGUGAGAUUGUGUCGUUUGCUGAGAUUGUCAGCGCGUUGGAUUUGGGAGAUGUGGAGCAAUUGCAAUUGCAAGUCAAAGCCAAGGCUUACAACUUGGCCUCUGUGUAUGAGCAGGUUUCCAAAUUUAGAGACACUAUUGGUCUUGGAUUCAUUGACCGAAUCUCUGGUGACAUUGGUUGUCAAGGAGGUGUUUCCCGAUUCAAUGGCAUCGAUUUGGAGGAAUUAAAGGUUAAAGAGCAGUCGCAAGAUAAAAAUACAGAGACUUUGGAAAGUAAAGAGCCAACACCAUUAUCCAAAGAAGACGAAGAAAAAUUGGGUACUGUUGUUGACUCGUUUUCUGUUGAAAAGGCGGCAGGCGGUGAAAUCACUAGUCAAGCAAAAUUUGACAAGGUAGGCGAAGUGGUCAAGUUACCAAUUAGAUCCCUUAGUGUUUCUCAAUGGUCACCAGUACCAGCAUUCCAAGCAGCCAAAGGUGAUCUUUUGUAUUUAACUUUGCAAACAUUGGAAAAUGAAACUUUCAAUAUUACAUGCCACUUUUCCGGGUUCUUUGUCAACAAAUCAUCAACAAUCAACUUCAAUCCCAGUAUCAAAAUUAAUGAAAAGGGGAAAUUUUUCAAAAAUUACGUAUUGUUUGACUUGGUCUCGUCAUUGUCACCAUUAUUCACUUCGACCAUUGCAGAAAACGAAGUCAAAUUGGCACAAGCGACCGAGUACCCCGAGUCUUAUCUUGCACCAUCCAAUUCAUUCCUUGCUCAUCCUUGGGUCGUUGACGAAGGAGUGUUGAAACCCACUCCCGAUGUGUCUAGAUCUCAAUUACCAUUGAUCAACAAUGGUGUAGAUGGAUCUGAAUACAUCAAGGAGUGGAACAAUGAAUUUCAAAGUAUUAAGGAGCUUCCAACUUCAACUUUCCAAGAACGCAUUGUUCGUGAUAAGCUCCUUCAAAAGACCUUGUUUGAUUUCACGAAGACAGCCACCGAUACAGCAGUUCAUAUCAUCAAGGGUGAUAUUGCUCCAAUGAACCCAACUGAAGAAGAAGACAAGUACAUUUAUUUGAAGAAUGGUGUUUUUUACUCAACUGGUGCAUCUACUGUUGAUGGAUUUGAAAACACUGGUGCUGAAGAAGCUUCAAGGUACGUUGCAUCGAAAGACCUUGCCGGGGUCAAAAUCAUGAAUAGACAUGAUAUUAAGGGUUUGUCUACUUUACUCACUUGUGUAGUGGACUAUAUGGGCAAAAGAGUCGUUUGUCAAGCACCAGUUCCUGGCAUUUUGGAUGCCACAGUUGGCGAAAUUGAGGGAGAAAUUCAAGAAAAAGUCAAGUAUGGAGCUUCAUCUGAUGGGACCAAGAUUCUUGAAGACGAGUCUUUCGUUGAACCUUUGAAACAAGUUGGUGAACUUUUCCAUUUGAAACCACACAAUGUCAAAAUCUCCAAUGAAGUCCUAUCACAAAAGGAGUUGGUUGUGUCAAAAGAUACCAAGGGAUUAACAGGUACCGAUGGAAGAAAAUACGUUAUUGAAUUAUAUCGUACUGCUCCACGUGAUAUUGAAUUUAUUGAAUCGAAUUUCAACCCGCAAGACUCGAAAUCGUCAUAUCCACAUGGAGAAGCUUUAGUUAGACAUGAAGCAGUAAGUGAGUGGUGGAGACGUAAAGUGUCUGUUCUUUUCAAAGCCGAGACUGAAAAAUUGGAAAAAGAAGGUAAACUUGAAUCAAAAGAAGGUGGCGAUAAAGAUGCAAAACCACAAAUUGGAUUACCUACUGAUCAAGUUGUGUUCAACCCUGAUGCAUUUUCGUCGUCAUUUGAACUGGAUGAAGACCGUGAUGAGGUAAGGCAAAUCUCCAAAUUCGUCAAAGAGAAAUUGAUCACUGAGUUCUUGGAGGGAGUUAGGCAACUGUUGCCCCCAUUUGAUGGGAAACAAUUAACUGAACAGUUGCAUAGAUACGGUAUCAAUAUGAGAUAUUUGGGAUACAUUGCUGAACAAUUGAUUGCCAAGAGGGAAGCGUAUCAGCAAGAGAUUGAGAAAAUCGUUGCUGAAAAUAUCGAGUUGACGAAAAAGGCUAAAGAGGAGGAGGAGCAAAAGAGGAAAGAGGAGGAGCAAAAGAAAGAGGAAGAAGAGGAUCAGGAUAAAACUAUCAAGGACGAGAAAGACAACGACGAUGAAGAAGAACCUGCUUCAAAAGCAACUUAUGAAUUAGCCAUCGCUAAUUACAAUACUGUCUACACCAUAGCUAUACAUGAAAUGGUUGCAAGAGCAUCAAAGCACAUAUUGAGAAAGUUGAUCAAGUCCAUCCCAACAUAUCUUGUUCCAUCAGCAGUGGCUCAUUUCCACAAUUGCUUACUUGGUGGUGCCGUAACUGAACAGCCAAAAGUUGACUUGGAUGAAUCAUAUGCUGCAUUUUAUUCCCCUGAUGAGUUAUCAUUUACUAAAUUGGGUCAUAGGGAAGUUGUUGAUUUGGUUGCCGUUGAAGUGUACACUAGAUUUAGAUAUCAGUUGUCUGGCGACUGGAUUAACACUUUGGUGCGUAAACCACAGUUGUUGAGAGAGAUUGCUUUCCAAUUUGGUAUCCAAUGGAAAUCUCACAAUUAUGCCUUUGGCAAGGAAGAGUUUGAUGCUGCUUAUGAUCAGAUACAGGUGGAAGCUGUAGAAAAGAGACAAACUUCAUCAUUUGCAUCAUCUUCUUCUUCUUCUUCAUCAUCAUCGAAAAAAUCGAAAAAAAAGAAUUCUCCACAUUCACAACCCGUUACCAAAUCAGUGAAGCGUGAGACGACAUUUAUUGCAGAUGACAUCAUUUCAUUCACGCCAGUUGUCAAAGAUUCAUCUUACAAGUCAUCCAUCAUUGAUGAAAUUUUCGCUAGUGCUCGUGCCCAAUUAGUUUCCGGUGACAAAGAAGUUGGAAUGUCAAUGUUUACCGAACUCGCAGCAAUCCACGAGUCCAUUUACGGCAAAGUGAAUCCUGAAACUGCAAGAUUCUACACCUUGUUGGCACAAGUUUAUCAAGAAUUGGGUAUGUAUUACGAUGCCGCAUUGAUUGGUCGAAGAGCAGUUGUCUUGUGUGAAAGGUCAUGUGGAUUCGACAGUCAUGACACCAUUACUGCGUACAUGAACCAAGCGUUUUAUGAAGGUGGCAAUGACUUGGCAAUAAACUCGUUGAAAUUGUACAAGCAAACUAUUGACACUUGGUCAUUGGUUUAUGGAGCUGAUCAUCCGGCCAUAGUCAACACAUUCAUCAACUCUGCUGAUGUAUUGUCAAAAAUAAAACAAUUUGAAUCGGCAAAGAAGUUGUUGUUGCAAGCUUUGAAAUAUAGUCAAGAGUUGAAUGGCGAGGAGUCAGAGAUUACAGCAUUGCUUUACUUCCGUAUAGGUAAUGUUUUAGUAUCAGCCAACAAGAUCAGUCAGUCCAAGGAAUACUUUGAUGCAGCAUACAAGAUUUUCGCAAACUUGCUUGGUCCAAAUGAUUCCAUGACGAAACAAUGCGGCAAGUACCAGUCCAACAUUGCGUUGUAUGUGGAAUACACCAAAGCUCAAGCUGCAAGGGAAAAGAAAUCGACGGCUACCAAUUCAACCCACUCUAAGAAAUCUUUGCAACAGCAAUCUAAAGUCAAGUUCCCCUCUGUUGGUGGUGGUCCAGCUGGCGUUAAUGGUAAGCAUGUUAAUGGAAAGAGUAAUGGACAUUCGAAAAAGGGGCAAACUCCACCCCAACCGGACCCUUCAAUUGCCAAUCAAUCAGUUGAUGAAAUUUUGAAUUUCAUUGAGGGCCGUAAGAAGGCUUCAUCGAAGAAGAGCAAAAAGUGA